AUGGCAUUCAGGCACCCAAGAUCACUCGCACUGGUUGCCGCUGUCCGGCGGUGUCCUCGAAACGUCGCCGGCGUGAGGACAUUCUCGGUUGCAUCGUGCAAUCGCGCAGCUGCCAUCAUCUCGGGCGAGCCUUCCUGGCCGAAGCUCGUGACAUCCUCACUCCCAGGACCCAAAGUAAAGGAUGUUCUUGCAGAGUUGGAGGAAGUCUUCGAUACGAGAAGUGCAAACACCUUGGUCGACUACGAGAAGUCGACCGGCAACUAUUUCGUUGAUGCCGAUGGAAACACGUUCUUGGACGUAACUCAACCGCGCCUCUAUAAGCCCAGCCAUGGUCCGCGCCAUCGCCAGCCGGCUGGCUCUCGGGAGCUUCCCUUCAACAGACUACGCCGACCUCCUCAAGACCGGCAUCCUGAAAGCCGCCCCGAAAGGCCUGACCAGGUCUUCACAGCAACCACCGGAUCGGACGCAAACGAGACGGCAUACAAGGCAGCCUGUAUCUGGAAGGGGACCUGCGACCGGGGUGGCAGAGACUUCAGUGCUGCUGAGCUGGAGUCUGUCAUGCUCAACCAGGCGCCAGGCGCGAAGAAGUAUUCGAUGAUGUCGUUUUCAAAGGGGUUCCACGGCCGUCUUUUCGGUAGUCUGUCUACGACGAGGAGUAAGCCGAUUCAUAAGCUCGAUGUGCCAGCUUUUGACUGGCCUGUCGCACCGUUCCCGCAGCUGAAGUACCCUCUCGACCAAUUCGCGUCCGAGAAUGCUGCUGAGGAGAAGAGGUGCCUUGAAGAAACGGAGCGUGUACUGGACGAGGCCAACGAUACCGUUGCCGCAGUGGUGAUCGAGCCUGUACAGGCCGAGGGCGGCGACAACCACGCGUCCCCCGCCUUCUUCCGUGUUGGAGCCACAGGCAAAUUCUGGGCCAACGAGCAUUGGGACCUCCCGUCUCCGCCAGACAUGGUCACUUUCUCGAAAAAGGCACAGGCGGCAGGUUUCUAUUUUGGCGACGCCGGCCUACGACCCGACAAGCCCUACCGGCAGUUGAAUACUUGGAUGGGUGAUCCCGUACGUGCGCUGCUGUUCAAGGCGAUUUACGGAGAGAUUGAGAAGCACGGAUUGGUUGAGCAUACGGCGCGGGUCGGCGGGUAUCUGUACGGGGAGCUGGAGGCGCUGGCGGGUAAGUACCCGCAACAUGUGUUGAACCUUCGUGGUAAGGAUCGCGGGACGUUUAUUGCGUGGGAUUGUCCGCGGAGGGAAGAGGUCUUAGCCCUGGCUAAGUCAAAUGGAGUGAAUAUGGGCGGUAGCGGUGAUGCAGCUAUCCGAUUGCGGCCGAUGUUGGUGUUUGAGAAGCAUCAUGCCGAUAUUUUCCUCGAAGUACUGGAAGGGGUAUUCAGGCGGCUAUCAUAG
Messenger RNA from Colletotrichum phormii, 1398 nucleotides. RefSeq names its product 4-aminobutyrate aminotransferase. Gene Ontology annotation, biological process: GABA catabolic process. NCBI's taxonomy places the organism in Eukaryota, Fungi, Ascomycota, Sordariomycetes, Glomerellales, Glomerellaceae. Gene Ontology annotation, molecular function: pyridoxal phosphate binding. Gene Ontology annotation, cellular component: mitochondrion. The coding region runs from base 1 to 1398 and encodes 465 amino acids. The transcript is spliced from 5 exons. The record is from RefSeq and is a predicted model, not a curated record.